AUGAGUGACCUUAGGAUUAUGAUUUACUUUUUGAGCAUGGAGUUCCACAAGUUAAAACUGGGACUGCUCAUGCAUCUAAGAAAGUAUGCUCUUGAGAUAUUGAAGAAGUGUGAUAUAGAACAUUGUAAUGCUACCAAUACACCAACUGAAACAAGAUUAAUGGAGAGACCGAAGGUGUCUCACUUUGCAGCAAUUAAGAGGAUCCUAAGAUACGUAAAAGGAACUCUUAGCUGCGAAAUUCUCUUUCCCGCAAAAGAUAUGGACAAAAAAUGGGAUUUUAUCGAUUAUACCGAUUCUAAUUGGUGUGGAGAUAAAGAUGAUCAAAAGUCUACGACUGGUUAUGUCUUUAUGUUCGGAGGAGCACCAAUCUCUUGGUGUUCUAAAAAGGAGCUGGUAGUUGCAUUCUCUUUGUGA
Messenger RNA from Vicia villosa (hairy vetch), 414 nucleotides. Its product is annotated as secreted RxLR effector protein 161-like. The record is from RefSeq and is a predicted model, not a curated record. Bases 1 to 414 code for a protein of 137 amino acids. Lineage: Eukaryota; Viridiplantae; Streptophyta; Magnoliopsida; Fabales; Fabaceae. The transcript is spliced from 2 exons.